UGUAAGUGAGAGCCACCAUCAGUAACCAUGGGGUCGUGGACGCGGACAGUCGUGCUUUCAGUGGCCGUGCUCACCGCAGCGACACUUUCCUCGCCUCUCAUCAAUGAACUUGAACCGGGAAAAGAUUGGCCUCCACGCGGAUCAGUACAGCAACCAGAAAACCAGACAGAGGCUGCGAUUAUUCCAACCGAAGCUUAUACGUCCACAAGCGAAUUUGUAGAAGAAGCUCCUUCUGAAGUUAAAGACGACGAGGAAGAAGAAAUUACUAUCCUUGCCCGAACCGCUGAAAAAAGCAAUUCUAAAGUAGACUACUCUGGGGCACAGUUAUGGAAAGUUUCUACAGAAAGAAACGGCGUACGUGUGAUUUUAGGAAGACUGCGACGCAGAAAUCUUAUAUCAACGUGGGCUGGAAAUCAGACGUAUAUCGACGUACUGGUCAAGCCAAAUGCUGUGGCGAACGUUACAAGAAUUUUUGCACGAGAAAAUAUUUCCUACGAGGUUAUUAUUGAUGACUUACAAAGAAGGAUUAAUGAAGAGAAUCCACCGUUAGACGAGAAUGAAGUAGAACUACAGGACAGACGAGGUCAUCGUAUGACGUGGAAACAGUACCACAGAUUAGAAGACAUUCAUGGAUUUAUGGAUUAUCUAGCGAAAACAUAUCCGAAAAUCGUCAGCGUCAAUAGUAUUGGAAAAUCAUUCGAAGGACGGGAUCUCAAGGUGCUACGUAUUUCCAAUGGCGCACCAGAUAACAAAGCAAUACUUAUUGAUGGAGGAAUACACGCGCGUGAAUGGAUCAGUCCAGCAACGGUGACUUACUUCAUCAACCAAAUCGCUGAGAACUUCGAUGAAGAGUCUGAUGACAUUAAGAACAUUGACUGGUACUUCCUGCCAGUAGCCAAUCCUGACGGGUAUGAAUACACACAUGUAGUGGAUCGCUUAUGGCGUAAGAACAGGAAACCAACCUACAUUGCAGGCAGAUCUUGCAUUGGUGCGGAUCUCAACAGGAACUUUGGUUACCGAUGGGGUGGUAAAGGAGCAUCUAACAAUCCCUGCAGCGAAAUUUAUCGAGGUGCCAGAGCUUUCUCAGAACCCGAAUCCCGCGCAAUGUCCGAAUUCAUCAAGAAUAGUGCAACUCCCUUCUCAGCCUAUAUAACAUAUCACAGCUAUGGACAGUACCUACUUUAUCCAUGGGGUUAUGACAAUGCAGUAACUCCAGAUCAUAAGGACUUGGAUGUAGUUGGCAAAAGAAUAGCAGAAGCUAUUGCAAACACAGGAGGAUCGAAAUACUCAGUUGGUUCAUCUAGUGGACUUUUAUACCCUGCUGCAGGUGGUUCGGAUGACUGGGCCAAAGCACAAGGAAUCAAAUAUACAUAUACAAUUGAACUGAGUGACACUGGACGUUAUGGAUUUGUAUUACCCACUUCUUAUAUUGAACCAGUUGCCAGAGAGUCAUUUUCUGGUUUAAGAGUACUUGCUAAACACGUAAAUGACCUCUAAAGGCCAGCGCAAAUAAACAAAGUGGAGUCGAGUUUUUUGAUAACUACCUAAAUUCAGCUUUAUGUACUUCUACAUACUGUUGAAAUCAGUAUGCUG
Messenger RNA from Maniola jurtina (meadow brown), 1593 nucleotides. It is a transcript of the gene Mf-cpa, whose product is annotated as carboxypeptidase B-like. The transcript is spliced from 9 exons. Gene Ontology annotation, molecular function: metallocarboxypeptidase activity; zinc ion binding. The record is from RefSeq and is a predicted model, not a curated record. The coding region runs from base 28 to 1497 and encodes 489 amino acids. NCBI's taxonomy places the organism in Eukaryota, Metazoa, Arthropoda, Insecta, Lepidoptera, Nymphalidae. Gene Ontology annotation, biological process: proteolysis.